GUUGGACAGCGAUGCGAGCGGCGCUGCUGAUCCAGCGCUGGUAUCGGCAGUAUGUGGCCCGGCUGGAGAUGAGGCGACGCUGCACCUGGAACAUCUUCCAAUCCAUAGAGUACUCAGGAGAACAGGACCAGAUCAAGCUGUAUAAUUUCUUUGGUUUUCUCAUGGAUCACUUCACUCCAGCAAGCAGUGAAAGAAACCUGAUCUCCCAUAUAUUCAGAGAGAGCGAGGUGUUCCAGGAUGCAGAAUGGGAGCCGUACUUCUGCUACAAGAGCAUCGAUGUGCCAGACAUGUACACCGGACCUCAUCUCACCUUCCCCCUGACUGUUAACAUCAUCACUGAGCUGGUCGAGGCCUUCAAACACAAACAAUAGCAUCUCCAUGCACGAUACGUCCUUCAGCUCCUCGGGGAAACCUGGAGACUCCUGAGGAUUCUCCCAAACAUCAACGAGGUCUCCACCUUCCACAGCAAGGAGAUCACCAUCUGCGGAGAUCUACAUGGCCAGCUUGAAGAUCUCCUACUGGUGUUUUAUAAAAACGGUCUGCCCUCGGUGGAGACUCCGUACGUCUUUAACGGAGACUUUGUGGAUCGAGGGAAAGACUCCAUCGAGAUUCUGCUGAUCCUGUUUGCUUUCCAGUUGGUCUACCCCAAUGAUGUUCAUCUCAACAGGGGGAACCACGAAGACCACAUUGUGAACCUGAGGUAUGGCUUCACUAAGGAGGUUCUUGGGAAGUACAGGGUUCACGGGAAGAAGAUACUGAAGCUGCUUCAGAAGAUCUUUAGCUGGUUGCCCCUGGCAACAGUGAUAGAUCAGAAAGUGCUGAUUCUGCACGGCGGAAUCUCCGACACCACGGACCUCAAACUCAUCGCCAAACUGGAAAGAAACCGAUACGUCUCCGCCCUCAGGCCACCAAAGCGCCCGCAGGCUCUGAGUUCUAGCGAUGGUAAUGCUCGGUUCUCAGGUGGAGACUGGGAUCAGUACAGCCUCGUCGGCCGGAGGCGGGUCCGCUCUCUGACCCACAGUAACCCUGCGUCCUCCCGCCGCGAGCUCCAGCGCCGCUCCCUGCAGAACUACAGCACCCGCACCGGACACAACGUGGAGGAGGAGCUCCGAGAGAGGAGGAGGUGGGCGGGGCUCAGCGCUUCCUGCGAGAGAAUCCACGACCUGCCGUCCUCAGACUCCGACCCCGACUCUGGGGAGGUUCUGGAGACGGACGCUGAGGAGUGGAAGCAGAUAGUGGACAUGCUGUGGAGUGACCCGAUGUCUCAGGACGGCUGCAUCCCGAAUGAGGUGCGGGGCGGGGGGUGUUACUGGGGGCCGGACAUCACAGAGGACGUCCUGAACCGACACAACCUGCGGCUACUCAUCCGAUCUCACGAGUGUAAACAAGACGGAUACGAGUUCUGCCACAAUCGCAGGGUUCUCACCAUCUUCUCCGCAUCCAACUACUACGAGGUGGGCAGUAACAGAGGAGCUUACAUCAGACUGGGGCCGGACCUCAACCCACACGUCGUCCAGUACCAGGCCAGCAGAUCCACCAGAGAGCUCACACUGAGACAGAGUGUUGGUCGGACGGAGCGCUCUGCUUUACGAGCUCUGAGGGAACAGGUUUUUGCACACAAGUCUGACCUCACCAGUGCCUACGAGGAGUUUGACCCAGAGCACACAGGAGUGAUCUCUAUGAAGCACUGGGCCGUGGCCACAGAGACGGUCCUGCAGCUGGGUCUGCCCUGGAGAGUCCUGCGGGAGCAGCUGGUGGGCGACAGCACGCAGGACGGCAUAAUCAACUACAACGACUGGUUCAGAGAACUCGCCCUCAUGGACCCGAACACUGAGCUGGCUCACACAGGGCUCCUGGAGACCAUGUACAGACACCACUCCAACCUGGAGACCAUCUUCAGAAUAAUAGACACGGAUCACUCCGGACUGAUCUCGUUUGAGGAGUUCAGGCAGACGUGGAAGCUGCUGAGUUCUCACCUGAAGAUGGAGAUCAGUGAUAAGGCUAUCUCAGACCUGGCGCUCAGCAUCGACUUUAAUAAGGACGGGAGCAUCGAUAUCAACGAGUUUAUGGAGGCCUUCAGGCUGGUGGACUGUUCUCACGCCCAGAUACUGAUCAGCAUGAACGGAGGGACGUCCCCCGACCCCCCACAGCCCAGCAGCCCCUCAUAGAGCAGAGCUUCUCCAGCCGGAGAACCUAAAGAGAACCUGGAGAACUGCAGCACAGCAAAUAAAAUUACUUUUACAGCU
Astyanax mexicanus (Mexican tetra) is the source of this 2246-nucleotide messenger RNA. RefSeq names its product serine/threonine-protein phosphatase with EF-hands 2. Gene Ontology annotation, molecular function: Hsp90 protein binding; manganese ion binding; calcium ion binding. The transcript is spliced from 15 exons. Gene Ontology annotation, biological process: negative regulation of MAPK cascade; detection of stimulus involved in sensory perception. Gene Ontology annotation, cellular component: cytosol; nucleus. NCBI's taxonomy places the organism in Eukaryota, Metazoa, Chordata, Actinopteri, Characiformes, Acestrorhamphidae. The record is from RefSeq and is a predicted model, not a curated record.